AUUCGGCUCCACCGGCUGAAAGAGAACAAAAGCUUUAUUGCGUUGAAAGGCAGAGGAAAAAGCCAAUAUGAGAGAAAAAGGCUGCUUUCUUCUAUAUGCUGGCUGAGUUCAGAGCUCCAUCAGAAGAGCUUUUGAUACGGUCCCUCCGUUAAUUUCAAGUUUUUGAUGCUCGAUCGAUUUCCACUCCACCAAAGCACAUCUCAGUGCUCGAAUAUCACGAAAUCGCUCCUGUAAAGAGUGAUUGAUCUUUUGUUGCAGGUCUUUAACUUCUCGAUCCAAUUUCGUUGUCUUGUCCAAUUGAAGAGCUUUCCAUGUGUUUCCUGCGUCAAGUUCCGUUUUUGAUGCUCGAUUUUUGCCACGGAAGAGUAAUCGUUGAAUUUAAUUGAUAGGCCAUCUCUUGCCCAGUUCCAUGGGAAGAGUGGUUAGUCUUCUAACCCCUUCCCCGUGUAACUUACAAUUCAGAUUCUGAUGCUCUAGCUCUGAACGUAAGCAGUUUGAAAUAGCCAGAAAGUUUCAUCUGGCUUUACUCUCUCUGCUUCGUUGUGGAUUUUCUUCAGAAGUGAGAGCUUUCUUGUAAGAUUAGUUGAGCUGCACAAAAGCUGGAAAUCUGCAAGCAUAUAUAAAAUCCGAUUCUGAAGCAAAAUCUCAUCUUUGGUUGAAAGUUUAAGUUAUUCUCAUCGAUUCUAUUAGCUCCAAGGAUUGGAAUGAAGGAGCAGUUGGUUCUAAUUCACUUUGGAAUGGAAUGAAAGACCUGCAAGGUAGUGAUGGAUGAUGGAGAAGUUGACUAUUCAAGCUACCCUCUUUCAACUAAUCCUGACUUAUCAAGCUGCGAAAGCAUUGAUGAGCUGUUGAGAAAUACAAGAACAUGUACACAUACCCACACUUGCAAUUCCCCGGGGCCAGCCAUUGCAACACACACCCAUACUUGCCACCACACUCACACCCAAGUGUUUGCUUCUGGUGAAGAAGAACAAGGAGAGGGAAAGGAGCUGAAGAAGCCAGCCAGGAAGUCACUGGGGAAUAAGGAGGCUGUUCGGAAAUAUCGAGAGAAGAAGAAGGCACAUGCAGCUUACUUAGAGGAAGAAGUGAAGAAAUUGCGUUUUAUGAACCAGCAGCUCUUGAGGAGAUUGCAAGGACAGGCUGCACUUGAGGCUGAGAUCUUAAGACUGAGGAGCCUUCUGGUAGAUCUCCAAGCUAAGAUUGAUGUUGAUCUUGGCGUUUAGUUUUUACCCUUUUCGGAUUGAAUGAGGUUAGAUCUUUUCAAAAAGUUAAACAUUUCAACUCUCAUCCUUUUUUAACUGGGUUUCCAGUUAUUUUAUAGCUGUAAUUUGUAUGUUAAGGAGCAUAAAAUUUCUAGUUUUAGGCAUAUAGAAAGGUGAUCAGAGUUACAGGAUUCCUGGAAAGCAGCAUCUGUGUAUAAACAUAUAUAUGCCUUUCCAGUUAGAUUCAUGUAGUAGAACUCUCAUACAAAGUAAUGAUGUGGUGUAUUUUAAUGAAAUGGGAAUUAUAGCGCAUAGUAAUUUUUUAUUA
Molecule: messenger RNA, 1530 nt
Organism: Dendrobium catenatum
Lineage: Eukaryota; Viridiplantae; Streptophyta; Magnoliopsida; Asparagales; Orchidaceae
Product: basic leucine zipper 23-like
Exons: 1
Coding region: 765-1223 (152 amino acids)
Biological process (GO): regulation of transcription by RNA polymerase II; DNA-templated transcription
Molecular function (GO): RNA polymerase II cis-regulatory region sequence-specific DNA binding; DNA-binding transcription factor activity, RNA polymerase II-specific
Source: RefSeq, a predicted model, not a curated record